CUCCAGACAAGAGAAGAAGAAAAAAAAGAAAAAUGGCUGCGCUCAUAAGAGGCGUGAUACGAAUUUUGCCCGUAGAGAAAAAUAUUUUUCUUUCCACCAGAAGCGACAUUAUAGUGGAAUCAAAGCGCUUUGUUCGCGGUCUGAGGAGGAAACCAGUCAGGGUGCUGUUUCCUGACAAUGACGCGGGUAAAGUUGUAAAGCAGCAGCAGCAGCAUCCACAGGCAGCAGAGAAGAAGAACGCUAGGAACAGUCCUACAGCUGCUGGAGAACAACCCGACUGGCGUGACGCUGUUAACAUGAGGAGUGAGACAGCAAAGCAACCCUAUGCUAACAUUACAAAGGAUUCUGUAGACGGACUGCGCUAUGAGAGGGCUUUACCAGGAGAUAAAAGAUUAUCGCGUCUGGUCAGCGUCGCUCGAUCCAGGAAGUUUCGGGAGCAGCAGGGUAAAAUCCUCCUGGAGGGCAGGCGUCUGAUCUGCGACGCCCUGGAGGCCGGCGCCCGCCCUCAGAUAGUGUUCUUCAGCAUGGCGGAUCGGCUCCGAGAGCUGCCGCUGGACAAGCUGAGGGGGGCGACUGUAGUCAAGGUCAAGUUUGAGGAUAUCAAGAUCUGGUCCGACGUCGUUGCCCCACAGGGAGUGAUCGCCAUAUUUGCCCGGCCUGAUCCUGCUCGGCUCAGUUUUUCACAGAGAGAUCCGUCGCUGCCGUUGUCGCUGAUAUGCGACAACGUCCGUGAUCCUGGUAACCUUGGCACCAUGCUGAGAUGUGCAGCUGCUGCUGGCUGUCAGGACGUCCUCCUUACCAAAGGUUGUGUUGACGUGUGGGAACCCAAAGUCCUGCGUGCAGGAAUGGGCGCCCAUUUCCGACUCCCCGUUUAUCCCAAUCUGGACUGGGACGAGAUCAGAAACCAUCUUCCCAAAUCGGUGACUGCGCACGUGGCUGACAUAAGAGACGCUGACGACGAAGACGGUACCAACAAGCUGUCCAAACCGGGAGAUUACGGUUGGGUCAGCACGUCACCUAGAAGGAAAACUAUCGAGUACGAGGAAUACGAUUCGGAGUCUGAUUCCGACUCGGAGGACGAGGAUCUUUCCCUCCCCAGAGUGGAAACCAAACUGUACCAUGAGAACUGGGCCCAGAGCCCCACCGCUCUGGUGAUAGGCGGAGAGACACGCGGCCUGAGCACAGAGGCGGUGCAGCUAGCUGAGAAAACAGACGGUUCCAGACUUUUUAUUCCCAUCGUCUCAGGCGUGGACAGUCUGAAUUCAGCCAUGGCCGCCAGCAUCCUUCUGUUUGAGGGCAGGAGGCAGCUGUCCAUGCUUCUACAGACUGCUGGGAAGAAGAGGCAGUCUAAGGCUGAGAGGAAGUUCUCAUGAAUAAACUGAAUAGUUUGUGUAAUCUGUAUAAUUAUGAGUCCUGUAAUAAACCCAUACAUUUGAACUGAA
This is a messenger RNA of Gambusia affinis (western mosquitofish), 1442 nucleotides long. It is a transcript of the gene mrm3a, whose product is annotated as mitochondrial rRNA methyltransferase 3a. The transcript has 4 exons. Gene Ontology annotation, molecular function: RNA methyltransferase activity; RNA binding. Gene Ontology annotation, biological process: RNA processing. The record is from RefSeq and is a predicted model, not a curated record. Lineage: Eukaryota; Metazoa; Chordata; Actinopteri; Cyprinodontiformes; Poeciliidae. Bases 33 to 1373 code for a protein of 446 amino acids.